Molecule: messenger RNA, 1107 nt
Organism: Babesia bigemina
Lineage: Eukaryota; Apicomplexa; Aconoidasida; Piroplasmida; Babesiidae
Product: GTP binding protein, putative
Exons: 1
Coding region: 1-1107 (368 amino acids)
Biological process (GO): cytoplasmic translation
Cellular component (GO): cytoplasm
Molecular function (GO): GTP binding; GTPase activity
Source: RefSeq, a predicted model, not a curated record
AUGGGUGUCAUUGAGAAGAUCCGAGAGAUUGAGGCCGAAAUGGCCAGGACUCAGAAAAACAAGGCAACUGAGUACCAUCUCGGACAGCUCAAGGCAAAGCUCGCCAAGUACAGGACGCAGCUGGUCGAGGCGCGUGCCAUGGGCGGCGGCAAGGGAGAAACCUUCGAAGUGUCCAAGUACGGAGACGCCAGAGUAUGUCUGAUCGGGUUCCCUUCCGUGGGGAAGUCGACGCUGUCAAACGCGCUGACUAACAUGAACUCGGCAACCGCCGAGUACGAGUUCACCACGCUGACAUGCGUGCCCGGCAUCCUGGUCUACAAAGCGGCCAAGAUACAGCUCCUCGAUCUGCCAGGUAUCCUGGACGGGGCCUCCGAGGGCAGAGGCCGUGGAAGGCAGGUCAUCGCCAUAGCCAACAGCUGCGAUCUCGUACUCAUGAUACUGGACGCCACCAAGGACGACUCGCAGAAACGCAAGUUGGAGCGGGAGCUUGAAAACGCCGGCAUCCGCAUCAACAGGAAGCCGCCAAACAUAUCGUUCAGGCAGAAGAAGACUGGCGGGCUGAACAUCAACCACCUAGUGCCAGUCACCCACCUCAGCGAGCGCGUCGUGCACUCCGUGCUGCACGAGUACAAGAUAUUCCACGCCGACAUCAUCAUCCGCGAGGACGCCACCGUGGACGACCUGAUCGACGUCGUGCGCGGCAAUGUCAAGUACUGCAAGUGCAUAUACGUCUACAACAAGGUCGACAUGCUGUCGCUGCCGGAAAUCGAGGAGAUAGCCAUGCGGCCGAACUCCGUGGUCGUCAGCAGCGGCAAGGAGUGGAACCUCGAGCUGCUGAAGGAGCGGAUGUGGGACGAACUCGAACUGAUGCGCAUAUACACCAAGAACAAGGGCGAACUACCCAACUUCGACGAACCCAUCAUCAUGACGCCCCAGCGUGGCGACGGCCGGGUCUCAUCGGCCGUCGAGAUGAUCCACAAGAAGAUGCUCGACGAGUUUAAGUUCGCGCUCGUUUGGGGCACCAGCGUCAAGCACAACCCGCAGCACGUCGGCCUGCGCCACAAGCUGAACGACGAGGACGUCAUCCAGGUCUUCAAGAAGCGGUGA